Gordionus sp. m RMFG-2023 is the source of this 4365-nucleotide messenger RNA. RefSeq names its product metacaspase-2-like. Bases 139 to 4239 code for a protein of 1366 amino acids. Gene Ontology annotation, cellular component: nucleus. The record is from RefSeq and is a predicted model, not a curated record. NCBI's taxonomy places the organism in Eukaryota, Metazoa, Nematomorpha, Gordioida, Chordodea, Parachordodidae. The transcript has 6 exons. Gene Ontology annotation, biological process: negative regulation of DNA-templated transcription. Gene Ontology annotation, molecular function: histone binding; chromatin binding.
UUAUUUUUUAAAUUCUAAUUUUAUUGUAUUUUGAUUCCAUUUCCAAAUGAUGAAUUAUUAAUUUUCAAUAUAUACAAUAGAUUAUUCUAUACAUGAUAGUUAUAGAAUUUGCGUGUAUAAGAUAAUUGUGUUACAAGCAUGUCAUAUGAAGACCUAAAUUAUUCAAAUAAUCCAAACAAUUCAAAAUCAAUAACAGAAACACAUCAAUUUCCUAUUGUCCAGCCACCAGCACCUAUAUUGCAUGGUAUAGAUUCUAAAAAUAAUGAAACCAGAUUAAAAUCUCAACAUUGUAAAAAUUCAAAUAUAUCACCCUAUGGUAUAAUCUUACCUCAAGGCUCAUUUUUAAUUCAACAAGCAGCAUUGGCCGCAGCUGUUCAUCAGCAACAACAAAUGCAACAAUUUUUAUUGAAACAUAUUGGAGCUCUAAAUGAAUUAAAUAUGAAAAACACAAUAUGUGAAGCUCCUAUUUAUUCGCCUGAAAAACCAAUGAUAAAAAAUAGUAAUUUAUCUUUCAAUACCUUGACAACAUCAUCCCACAAGAAAAAAAAAGUUAGUAAGAAAGAUGAAUAUGAAUUUUUACCAAAAUUAAAACAUUUAAAAUUGGAUAUAGAUAAUAAUAAAAAGGAAAGCAAAGAAAAAUCAAGUGCAAGGUCAGAAUUAAAAGAAAAGAAAGUGAAUAACCUAAAAUCAGAUACUCAUUUAAAUACCAAUGGUCAUUCUAGUUCAAUAAUUGACUUUAAUAAAAGAAAUACGGGGUUACAAAUACAACAUAAUGUACCUGGAAAUUGUAUAUAUCCGUAUAAAUCACAGGAAGGCAUAUUUAAUUCUAUUUACAGUAAAAAUGGGUUAACAGGAGGUGAAAUUUUAAAUGAAGGGUUGAACAUAACUAUGGUAGGGGAAUAUAAUGCACCCCAAGCUCAUACUACCCGUGUUCUUUCCUCAUCUUCUAAAUUUCAAUUUGAAAAUUUCUCUAAAAAUAUACCUAUACCAAAUAUAAAUGAUUUUACUAUAUUACCAAACAAUAGUACCAAAAACCUCAAAACUCCCAUUCCAAUUGCCCCCAAACCUCUUUAUACUUACAUUUCAUCACUUAAUUUGAAAUCUCUCAACAAACUAUCUUACACAGUAGCAGCCAAUAAUAAACCCACAUUUGAGGCAUCCAUAGUUCCCAACCCAUUGAAAACCAAUGUUAUGUCUGACAAAAUUUUAGACUACGACAACAAUGGAAAGGAAUAUCAUCAUAAUACACUUUUAACCAGAGAAUUACCCCAACAAGUUAGCGCUGUAAUAUUCACUUCAGAUAAUGUAACCAUAUCCCAUCUAUAUACAUCAGCUUCUGCCAUGUCAAAUCUGCAUAUAUCUCCCACUACUUCCAAUCUAUAUAUAGCUGACCCAGUGAUAUCCAAUUCACCAAUCAAAAAGGCACUACUUGACUUUAGUACUAAACACUCAUCUAUGAUGAUAAACAAUAUUGAGAGUAAAAAAAAUAAAAUGAAUAAAUCAAGAAGUCAUGUUGUUUCCAAAGAUAAAAAAGUGGACAUGCUAUCUCUCCCCAAAACCAAAUAUGGUGUCCCGCAUGAACAUCUAGAAAAUGAAAAUAACAAAGACAUGACAGGAUAUAAUUAUUUAUAUCAUAAUCAUUCAAUAACGAUGUGCAACAAGACAUCAAUGGAAAUAAAUAUUCCUUAUCCACCCUUAUCUACUCAAAAUUCGGUAUUAAUAGAUAAUCAGCUUGCAUCUUCUGAUUCCAAGACAUUUAAUAGUAUUAUAUCAUCAAUUUUGCCAUCACAAAGUAUGAGUCUCAAUUGUUCAACAGUCACCACUUCAAAUAAUUAUAUGAAUCCCCAUGCUUGUUCCAAUUUUAUAUCCAUUGCUCAUGCCAAUGUUAUAAAUAAUGUUACUGUUUCCAAUGUUAUAUAUCCCAUUGCUAGUUCUAAUAUAAUAAAUCACAUUUCUGGUUCUACUAUCAAUGAUCAACUAGUUUAUAUCACAAACACCCAAAUUGAUAAAAAUUAUGAAAAUAUAAAUAAUAAUAUUUUGAUUGGCAGAGGAAAUAAUAUACUUUCACCAAAUAAAUGUACUGCUAAUAUGAAGCCUGAUGAUUUGUCAAAUACUAAAUUAAAUGUUUAUAGCACGAUAAAUGACAAAUUAUCAUGUGAAUUAGAAAAGAUUGAUGAUAUUGAUUUAGAUAAAACUUGCGAUUUUAGCCACUCUGAUGAGGUCUAUUCUAAAAAUUUUACAAAUCAAAACGUUUCUACUCUUAAUAAUCCAUUGAGUUUAUUGGAUAGCCUGUCAAAUUCGUUUGAUUAUAGUAUAAAUAAUGUUAUCAUAAAGGAAAAACUAAUUUUCAACGAUAAUAGCAACCCAGAAAAGGAUUUAUCAUUUGAAAAUAAUGUCCCUAUUUCGCUUUUUAAAGCUUCACCCACUACCACAGUUUUUCCUGUGAAAAGGAAUAAUAUAAAUAAACACACAGUAUCACGCUUGAAUAAUAUCAAUGUUAAAUCUAACCGUAAUUGUAUGAUUUCAACACCCAAAAUUAAGCCAUUGACUGCUCUCGCUAAUUUAAAUGUCCACAAACCUCCCCAAUUAUUGUUUUAUUCGCCUGGUACAAAUCAAUUUUACAGCAGUAAUCAGGUGCCAUCUGCUGUCUCAAAUUUUCACAAUUAUUAUCCUUCUAAUAACCACAACAAUAUAAUAGCUUUAAAUAACCCGUCUUUGAAUGGAAACACAAAUUUCAACAAUAUAAUUGGUUAUGCAGCCCCUAACAAUUUAGCAGCUUUAGGUCAAUUAGCUUCGGGUAACUCGCCAAGCUUUUUCAUUAUUAGUCACAAUGUUAAUAAUUCUAUGAAUCAUAAUCAGACCAAUUUAUCUAAUGUUCAAAAUCCACAAAAUUAUGCUAAUAUCAUUAAUCUUACCAAUAAUUCAAAUUUGCAAAAUCCACCUCUUUUGUUAAAUAAUCUCAAUCUAUUGUCUAACAAUCAGCAAUCACUAACAGUUUUAGACCCCAAACCUUUGUGUCAAAAAAUAGGUGGCUCCGUUCCACUAUAUGUAAAUCAAGUAAAUAAUCCAAUUUCAAUAGUAGCAUCCUCAUUCAUAUCUUCAAAUCAGGAUUCAUAUAUUUACAACUCCAAUAGAGUCUGCAAUGUAACCCCAUUAAAACAGCUUAUUCCAAAGACCGACUUUAGGUCUUCACUUUAUUUACCAGAAAUUAAAGCCUGUCAAGGUACAAUAACUUCUAAUCCCAUGGUUAAAACGAUUACAACAUUUCCUCACAAGGAACACCAAAAUUUACUCAAUUCUAAACUUUUCCAAUUAUCUUACCCUGAAAAAACUUUAAAUAAUAGUUCUAUAACAAAUAUCCAAAGUGUAAGAACAGAUAAGGAGAUUAUUAAUGGAGCUGAAGCGAUAUCAUCGGACAGUAAUGAUAACCUCGUUAAUUUACCCGCUAAAAACGAUUUUACAACUGAUCAAGACGUCCUAAUACACUUGAUUGGAGGGAAUAUAAUAAAGGAAUCAUCUUCACCUUUACCCUUAGCCAUCUCAUUUCAGCAGAUAUUUAGCAAAAAUGCGGAAUUCAAGGCUAAUUGCGCUUAUAAAGAAGAGUUUGAUUUGGACGAGUAUCGGAAAGAUACCAGGGAUUCUAAAAUAAUCCCUAAACUUUCUACAAAAAACAAAGUUAUAAAAUGGGGUAAAGGGAAGGAAAUGGAUGCUCAAAAAAGCGAGGAAGAAUCUACGAUUAUUGAUACGUGUAUCGUGAAUGAUGGAAAAGCUACUAGUCAAAAUGUUUCAAAUAUUUUACACGAUUUAUCUGACAAUGGUAACAAAAAAAAAACUAUAACUCCUAAGUUUCAACAAUGUAUAAUACCGAUAUCUUCGAAUGAUCAUGACGCCUCCUAUGUUACAACAGGAAAUGAAAGUGAAUCAACCGAAUUUAUUCAAUCAGCUAUAAAUUACAAUAACCUUAUUUUACCUCUUCCUACCAAACACGAGAAUAUUACACCCUUUAUACCACCUGAGGAUAUUCGUGAUUGGAAUGUAAAUGACGUUUUCCAAUUUAUACUCCAACUAUCUGGCUGCAAAGAAUACGCCGAAACAUUCAAAACCAACGAAAUUGACGGCCCAUCAUUGUUUCUUCUCAAAGAGGAGCAUUUCACUUCAUCACUCAAAAUGAAACUAGGACCGGCACUAAAGAUUCAAGCAAAAGUGGCUGAAUUGAUAAGAAAAUAUUCGAGUCCGUGAUUGAUUUAUAUUUAUUUUUUGUGAUAACAAUUACAUCAAUAAAAUGACGUCUUUAAUACCGUCAAAUGCAUAUCCCUCUAAUUUAUGUUUAUAUCUAUCAAUCUAAAUGUAAAUAAAGAUUAAAUG